CCCGCAGUUUAAAAGCUCCGUCCAGCUGCAGAGAAAGCUGAGACCUGCUGGCUGCUCCUCGAUCACGUCCACAGAACCAAGAUCGGGUCUUUAUUCGGACCUUUGUUGGAGCGAGUGUUUUGUUCUUUCCUGUCCCGGAAUUCCAAGGUGAUGGUUCCGACCUCAGGUGACGCUCGGUGCAGCUAAAGUCCACGUCCGGCUUCGUCUUUCCUGCCGCCUUCGCCCCCAGCAUGGUUCUGCUUCUGGUCCUGGUCCUGCUCCCCGUUUGGACCUGCUGCUGUGCCGGGGAUUGUACGCAGGCCGCGGGGAGGAGGCAGCCGCAGCAAGGGCACCGGGACCGGCUGGCCCAGGACGCGGUGACCGAACACAUGCAGCACUUGUACCGCAAGUACAACAAGGACGGCGCCGGCGGCCUGGACGGAAACACCGUGCGCAGCUUCAAGGCGCACUGGGGCGUCAUCAACAAAAAGCCGCUGCAGAUCUUCAACCUGACCUCGCUCACCAAGUCCGAGGACGUGCUGUCAGCUACGUUGCACUACUACAUCGGGGACCUCCAGAACGGUUCCAGGGCACGCCCACGUGGUCACAGUCAGGUCCACGCGCUCAUCUGGAGCUUUGCCCCCGAAGGAGACGGGAUGAGGACUUUGGGCGAGUUCCGCAUCAACGCGUCCACGCAGAACCAGGACUUCAUCUCCUGGCAGUGGAAGGACGUGACCCUGGUGGUCCACCAGGCAAAGCAGCACCAGCAGAUCCUCAUCGGCAUCCAGGUGUCCUCCAGGGAGUCCGGGCCCUGGAAGGAGCUGCUGGCCCAUCGCUCGCCGUACAUUCUGGUCUACGCCAACGACUCGGCCAUCUCUGAGCCCGAGAGCGUGGUGGCCGCCCUCAGGAGGAAACCCGCCCCCGGAGACCGGGACUUGCUUUUGGACCAAGCGAGCCCCAGGGAGCCAAACGCCAGCGAUCCCGGAGGAGGACGCCCCAGACGCUCGCUGGAUGUCCCGCUGCCUCUGCAGAACAACGAGCUGCCGGGACCUGAGUACUCGGACAAAUGGGAGCGUGCCUACCGGCCUCUGGAGGCCAAGAGGGCCCGGCGGCCCGGGAAGAACCAGAAGAAAAGUCUGCUGCACUUCGACGAGCGGACCAUCAAGAAGGCUCGCAAGAAGCAGUGGAAGGAGGCCAGGAAGUGCGCCCGCAGGUACCUGAAGGUGGAUUUUGCCGACAUCGGCUGGAGCGACUGGAUUAUUUCUCCCAAGUCUUUUGAGGCCUUCUACUGCUCCGGAUCCUGCCACUUCCCCAUGCCCAAGGCGCUGAGGCCGUCCAACCACGCCACCAUCCAGAGCAUCGUGCGGGCGGUGGGCGUGGUCCCAGGGGUCCCCGAGCCGUGCUGCGUGCCCGAGACCAUGGCGUCGCUCAGUGUCCUCUUCUUCGACGAGGACAGGAACGUGGUCCUCAAGGUCUACCCCAACAUGACCGUGGACUCCUGCGCCUGCAGAUAGGCCCCGCCUCCUGACGUCACGGAAACAAGCCGCUCUCCUCCCGUCCCUGUUGCCAUGGUGAAGGAGGAGAAGAGAAACUUUGUUGUCGUCGUGGAAACCAAAAACAAAAUGGUCUUCCGUUUUCCUGGGUUUUGCCAAAAGUGUCCCGAGGAGGCCAUCGUGUCAAAUACUCCAUCUUUAUCAGGUGACACUGACCAUCGUGUCCAAUACACAAUCUUUCCCAGGUGCCACUGACCAUCUUGUCAAAUACACAAUCUUUCCCAGGUGACACUGACCAUCGUGUCAAAUACACAAUCUUUCCCAGGUGACACUGACCAUCGUGUCAAAUACACAAUCUUUGUAGCUUUACACGUACACAAACAUUUUGAUUGAGUGUCAAAAUCCUUUCUUUAUUCAAAAAUAAUUUUUUUAGCUUUCACUUUUUCGGGAGCAAAACACAUUUUUUCAGUUUUCAAACUUUCAAUAAAAUAUUUUGUGCUUUUUUUCCCCAAAACUGGCAGCAAUUUGAUCAAAUGGUUAUGUAAUAUCAAAUCACUUUACAGUCAAUUAACCAUUUGAAGUCAAUAAGUGCAUCCAUCCAUCCAUCCAUCAUCUUCCGCUUAUCCGAGGUCGGGUCGCGGGGGCAGCAGCCUAAGCAGGGAAGCCCAGACUUCCCUAUCUCCAGCCACUUCGUCUAGCUCUUCCCGGGGGAUCCCGAGGCGUUCCCAGGCCAGCCGGGAGACAUAGUCUUUCCAACGUGUCCUGGGUCUUCCCCGUGGCCUCCUACCAGCUGGACGUGCCCUAAACACAUCCCUAGGGAGGCGUUCGGGUGGCAUCCUGACCAGAUGCCCGAACCACCUCAUCUGGCUCCUCUCGAUGUGGAGGAGCAGCGGCUUUACGUUGAGCUCCUCCCGGAUGGCAGAGCUUCUCACCCUAUCUCUAAGGGAGAGCCCCGCCACCCGGCGGAGGAAACUCAUUUCGGCCGCUUGUACCCGUGAUCUUAUCCUUUCGGUCAUGACCCAAAGCUCAUGACCAUAGGUGAGGAUGGGAACGUAGAUCGACCGGUAAAUUGAGAGCUUUGCCUUCCGGCUCAGCUCCUUCUUCACCACAACGGAUCGAUACAACGUCCGCAUUACUGAAGACGCCGCACCGAUCCGCCUGUCGAUCUCACGAUCCACUCUUCCCCCACUCGUGAACAAGACUCCUAGGUACUUGAACUCCUCCACUUGGGGCAGGGUCUCCUCCCCAACCCGGAGAUGGCAUUCCACCCUUUUCCGGGCGAGAACCAUGGACUCGGACUUGGAGGUGCUGAUUCUCAUUCCGGUCGCUUCACACUCGGCUGCGAACCGAUCCAGUGAGAGCUGAAGAUCCCGGCCAGAUGAAGCCAUCAGGACUACAUCAUCUGCAAAAAGCAGAGACCUAAUCCCGUGGCCACCAAACCGGAACCCCUCAACGCCUUGACUGCGCCUAGAAAUUCUGUCCAUAAAAGUUAUGAACAGAAUCGGUGACAAAGGACAGCCUUGGCGGAGUCCAACCUUCACUGGAAACGUGUCCGACUUACUGCCAGCAAUGCGGACCAAGCUCUGGCACUGAUCGUACAGGGAGCGGACCGCCACAAUAAGACAUUCCGAUACCCCAUACUCUCUGAGCACUCCCCACAGGACUUCCCGAGGGACACGGUCGAAUGCCUUCUCCAAGUCCACAAAGCACAUGUAGACUGGUUGGGCAAACUCCCAUGCACCCUCAAGAACCCUGCCGAGAGUGUAGAGCUGGUCCACAGUUCCACGACCAGGACGAAAACCACACUGUUCCUCCUGAAUCCGAGGUUCGACUAUCCGGCGAAGCCUCCUCUCCAGUACACCUGAAUAAACCUUACCGGGAAGGCUGAGGAGUGUGAUCCCACGAUAGUUGGAACACACCCUCCGGUCCCCCUUCUUAAAGAGAGGAACCACCACCCCGGUCUGCCAAUCCAGAGGUACCGCCCCCGAUGUCCACGCGAUGCUGCAGAGUCUUGUCAACCAAGACAGCCCCACAGCAUCCAGAGCCUUAAGGAACUCCGGGCGGAUCUCAUCCACCCCCGGGGCCUUGCCGCCGAGGAGCUUUUUAACUACCUCAGCGACCUCAGCCCCAGAAAUAGGAGAGUCCACUACAGAUUCCCCAGGCACCGCUUCCUCAAAGAAAGACGUGUUGGUGGGAUUGAGGAGGUCUUCGAAGUAUUCCCUCCACCGAUCCACAACAUCCGCAGUCGAAGUCAGCAGAACACCAUCCGCACCAUACACGGUGUUGAUAGUGCACUGCUUCCCCUUCCUGAGGCGCCGUAUGGUGGUCCAGAAUCGCUUCGAAGCCGUCCGGAAGUCGUUUUCCAUGGCUUCCCCGAACUCUUCCCAUGUCCGAGUUUUUGCCUCCGCGACCACUAAAGCUGCACACCGCUUGGCCCGUCGGUACCCGUCCACUGCCUCCGGAGUCCUAUGAGCCAAAAGAACCCGGUAGGACUCCUUCUUCAGCUUGACGGCAUCCCUCACUGCAUCCCUCAAUAAGUGCAUUUCAUAAUUAAAUUAUUAUUUCAAGUAAGUGGAUUUUGCAUCAAUUUAAAGUCAUUUGCCUAAAAAAAUCAGUGGAUAGUACUUUUUUGAUUCCUUCAGGAAAAUGAAAACAUUAAAUCAGUACAUUUUACAGUCAAAUUGAAAUUUACUGGAAUACAUUUCCUCAAGAUUUUAUUGGACAUUUCUAGAGCUCACAAGCCAAAUAUUCAUGCAGAAAAAAACAAUAUUUUUCUUGUUUUACUCUACGUGAUUGUUUUACUCUAUGCAAUUUGUUUUACUCUUUUUUUUUUUUUAUUGGACCUUUUUUACUCUAUGCAUUUUUUUUUACUGAACGUGUUCUUUUUUUUACUGUAGGUGUUUUUCUAUUUACGUCCUUUUUAUUGGAUGUUUUUUUUGCUCGACGUGUUUUGUACAUUGUUGUCAUACCGACAGUUUGUAAAGAUGAAGAAUGAUUAUUUUUUAUUUACUUCUUCUUCUAUUUUUUGUACGCGAUAAAGAGUUUCUAUUGUGGGUGUAAAUGUUAGCUUCAUAAAGUAUAUUUGGAUAUUUAUUGUGGUGGGGGUGGGGUCAGGAAGGGAGAGAGGGGGCGGGGCUUUGACUAUGACAGAGACGUAAACCCGCCCCCUCUGCCCCCAUCAUGGCCGCCCUCCAAACAAAACAUAGAAAGAUAAUAAAAAUAUGCUCAAUAUGACGCGUUUGUUGGUGUUUUGUGUCAAAAAGAAACCAAAUAAAUAUUUUGUUACAUUUUAAUGAAUAAAAAAAUGCUCAAUAUGAUGCGUUUGUUGGAUUUUUGUGACAAAAACAAAUAUUUUGUUACAUUUUAAUAAAUACAAAUAUGCUCAGUA
This is a messenger RNA of Nerophis ophidion (straightnose pipefish), 4860 nucleotides long. RefSeq names its product bone morphogenetic protein 3 (gene bmp3). Gene Ontology annotation, molecular function: cytokine activity; growth factor activity. Bases 231 to 1493 code for a protein of 420 amino acids. Lineage: Eukaryota; Metazoa; Chordata; Actinopteri; Syngnathiformes; Syngnathidae. The record is from RefSeq and is a predicted model, not a curated record. Gene Ontology annotation, cellular component: extracellular region. The transcript is spliced from 3 exons. Gene Ontology annotation, biological process: SMAD protein signal transduction; BMP signaling pathway.